AUGCCCACCCGAGCUCUCGUGAAGAUGACCAAGAUUAGCAACAGCGACUCCGAAUGCGAGUACGAGCUUUUGUAUCCCGGAGACGAUCGCACUAAAGAGAUACUGAAUAACAGCGACUACUACCAAAAGUAUUUUUUAAAUACCGAUGCAUUGUCCGAGUCCAUGCUCUACUUGUGCGGUAGCUUUCCGGUGCGAAUGACGCCACUAGUCGCGUCAGCUUUGGUUCAAAGGUUCACAAAUGUGCGUUUUAAUUGGACAACCAAGACGCUUCAGUCCUUUCUAGAAGUGGUCUGUUGGACUAGUGUCACGUAUGCCACGUACUCGCUCUACGAUGACAUUUUACUUGCCUUAGAGGUUGGUACUUUUGUCGGUGCUAUGAUGUCAAUCUGCGACGAAAUUGUACUGCAAUUUGUGCGUGGACUUGCGCGCGUGAUUCGCAAUCAACCAGGAGGUGGAGAUUUACUGCAACGACUUGGUUUUGAUGUGCCAAAGAAUGGCAAGGCCCCAACAGAUGGCCAAGAAAUUGUGCUUCUAAAAAAUUUAGUUUUCGGGUACUUUGGUGUAGUGGCGGUACGUUCUUUAUGGGAGAAUUUCCAGGACGUCAAGAUAUUUGCAUUGCUCACGGCGUGCACUGGUGUGGCGUUUGUAUUUACGGCCGAGUUCUUCUGUCUCUGGUUACCAACGCGACGGGUGGGAUUGACGCUUCAGUCACGGUUUACAAAGGUCAGAAGUAAUUGGCAAAAUCACGGACUUCGCUCUUUAAUCGAGAUACUCUGCUGGAUACUAUCGACAAGUUACUUUUACUACAGCUCAGAAGACUUUUGGUGGGCCUUUCAAAUGGGCACACUGGUCGCUGUUGGGGUGAGUCUGAGCUCUGGAUUGGACCACCUCGUAGACAUUGACGUUAAUUGGACUGAAAAUCUCGCAUACGGCUUCUGUGACGAGGUUGCUUUGGACGACUCAUUUAUGAAGCUAGCAGGUUUGUUGGUAAAAGUUCAGCAUUCACUUGAAGCCUUUGGCCGCGUUGUCGAGAUGGAGGCCAUGAAUAUGUACGAAAAUUUUGGCGAGUAA
This is a messenger RNA of Plasmopara halstedii, 1071 nucleotides long. RefSeq lists its product as uncharacterized. The record is from RefSeq and is a predicted model, not a curated record. The coding region runs from base 1 to 1071 and encodes 356 amino acids. The transcript is spliced from 3 exons. Lineage: Eukaryota; Oomycota; Peronosporomycetes; Peronosporales; Peronosporaceae.